Messenger RNA from Neogale vison (American mink), 4129 nucleotides. RefSeq names its product MTOR associated protein, eak-7 homolog (gene MEAK7). NCBI's taxonomy places the organism in Eukaryota, Metazoa, Chordata, Mammalia, Carnivora, Mustelidae. Gene Ontology annotation, biological process: TOR signaling. The transcript has 8 exons. The record is from RefSeq and is a predicted model, not a curated record. The coding region runs from base 689 to 2113 and encodes 474 amino acids.
UGGGCACGAGGUGUCCUUUGGGGGGCGACAAAAAUAUCUGGAACCUGGUGGAGGUAGUGGUUGCCCCGCACUGUGCGCCGAGUGCCGGUGAAUUGUUCAUUUUGAAGUGGUUAGUUUCACAUUAAGUGAAUCUCUCCAGGAGGAGGAGGAAGAAAAAUGAGGGCUGUACCCUGUUUGCCCUCAGGGUACUGAUCAUCCAGAUCUUGGGGGGCCUGGGCUGGCCUGCCUUGACCUGGUGGGAGGCUGUCCCCUCCUGGGCUGGGGAAGAAGGUGCUUUUCUCCCCGGCAGUUUCAUCCACGCUGGCUUCCAGGUGAAGUCGGGUAGGAGGGACAAGUCGCAGCACUUGGCCUUUUAAGAAAUUUUUUCCUCUCUGGCUGUGCUUUUCUGUUGGACUCCCAGACCGGAUGGCGCUCGACCCCUUUCUGUAAUGGGGUCUGUGACGAUGAACAAGACCCCCGGGGCCUUUGGGUGCUUGUCUCUGUGACUCUCCUUUGAAGGUCAGGGGCACCUUCUCAGCCCUCUGCUUGGACUGCCUAGCCCAGUGGUCCCACGCCCUCUGUCGGAGGGCAUGCUGAUGCCCAUUGCACACAGGAGGACGUGGAAGCGUGGAAGCUUCGAGAGCCUGCCCCAGCCCCUGCAGCUCCUGGGGCCAGAGGCAGGAUCCCAGGGAGGAGCUUGUCCAGUCCCAUGCUUGCUUCGUGGGUGGUAUUUUCAAGAGGACUGUGCCGCACGCGAGGAGGGAUGGGGAACAGCAGAAGCCAGGCGGGGCAGAAUUUUUGCUCCCAGUUUCUUCCUGAGGAGCAGGCGGAGAUCGACAGACUGUUUGACGCCCUGUCGUCGGAGACACACGGCUCAGACACCUCGCCCAGGUCCUUCUCCCUGAAGGCGCUGAAGAACCAUGUUGGGGAAGCUCUUCCCCCGGAGAUGGUCACCAGACUCCAUGAUGGCAUGCGGAGGGUCGACCUGACGGGGAAGGCCAAGGGGCCCAGCGACAACGUCUCCCAGGAGCAGUUUACGGUGUCCAUGUCCCGCCUAUUGAAGGGAAACUCCGAGGAGAAGAGUCUUGUAAUCCUGAAAAUGAUUUCUGCCACAGAAGGUCCUGUGAAAGCAAGAGAAGUCCAGAAGUUCACAGAGGAUCUGGUUGGCUCUUUGGUGCACGUGCUCAGCUACAGACAGAUGCUGAGAGGCUGGACCCAGAAGAGAGGCCCAGGCCCCCCCGCCAGGGUGCAGGCGUUGGCCGGCCAGCUCUUCUCCGAGAUGGACACUCAAGGUGGCGAGAAACUUCCGGGGCCUCAGCAGCUGGACCGUGAGUGUGACCGAGCCAUGAUCGAGGCCUGGGUGUUCAGGGCCCCCCUCGUGGCCACGUUUCUGAGCGUGGUCAUCCACAGAGGCUUCCUCCUCCUGCGCUCCCCCCUCGACCUGGCCGCCCUCGUCCCCGAGCGUCACGUUGACCAGGAGAGGGUGUUCGAGAGCAUCCUGGACGUCCCGUCGGUCAUCUACAUCAACGCCCACCUGCGCCGCGAGCUGCGGCAACGUUGGCGGCUGCUCUUCUCGUCCGAGCUGCACGGACACAGCUUCGCCCAGCUGUGCGGCCGCAUCACCCACCGGGGCCCCUGCGUGCUGCUGCUGGAGGACCACGACGGCCAGGUGUUCGGCGGCUUCGCCUCCUGCUCCUGGGAGGUCAAGCCUCAGUUUCAAGGGGACGACACGUGCUUCCUGUUCUCCAUCUUGCCCCGCAUGGCCGUGUACACGUCCACGGGUUACAACGACCACUACAUGUACCUGAAUCACGGGCAGCAGACCAUCCCGAACGGACUGGGCAUGGGAGGACAGCACGGCUACUUCGGGCUGUGGGUCGAUGUGGAUUUCGGGAAAGGACACAGCAAGGCCAAGCCCAGGUGCACCACCUACAACAGCCCUCAGCUGUCAGCCCAGGAAAACUUCAGCUUUGAGAAGAUGGAGGUGUGGGCCGUGGGGGACGCCGCAGGGUCGCAGCAGGCCAAGAGCAACAAGAGCAUCCUGGACGUGGACCCCGAGGCCCAGGCCUUGCUGGAAAUCAGCGGGCGGAGCCGCCACAGCGAAGGGCUCCGGGACAUCCCAGAGGCUGAAUGAGGAGGUUUCCCCGAGCUCGGGCCUGCCCGGGUGCUGGCGCCUGGACAGAGGGCAGCCUGCGGGGCUCCCCAUCGCACGCGUUCAACACAGGGCCGCGCUGGCCGUGUCCAGCUGGUCUGGGACGUGCUGAAUCGGAACCCAGUAAAAUUCCUUUGGUGCCGCAUGUGGAUUGGUGGGUGCGCUUCGUAGGAACCCUGCCCUGGGUGUCUGUUGACAGCUUAAGCCUUACAGGCUGUUUCUUGUCCCUGAAAUCCGGAGACACGGACGCUUGAGACCUCCGCCCGAGUUCGCGUCUGCUGGCUCGCAUGUUCCGGCCGUGCGGGGCAGGGCUCCGCCUGCCGGGGUCACCUGGCCCCCCCGCUCAAGCCACUGCAGUUGAAAACACGCCUCGAUGUUCCCUUCCAGCUGAUAGAGGGCGGGGACGUUGGGAUGUGAGUCUCAGUGCCUUUUGGGAGCAGCUUCCUUUGACCUGAAAUUUGUGUAUUUAUCAAAAAGCACCAACAGCGAGAAAGCGGAUGUCCCCACAGGUACUUGUAAUAAGGUCCCCUCCCCCGCCCUGCCUCAGCUGCUUUUAAAUGAGUCUGUGCCACAGUCUACACGGGUUCCAGGCAGUUCCACUGCUAACUGAAAUGGGGGGAAUUCGGAAGCUCUGAGAGGUCCUCUGGUGUGAAUUAGUGGUGAGUAACUUGACCCUACUGGCCUGGGUUCCUGACCACUGCCUCAGCGUCACUGUCCAGCCCGGUGGCCCCUAAAGGCGUGAUGGGUCCUCUGACAGCAGGGACUCACUUGAAACGGACUUGAGUGAUCCCGGUGAGCUGACCGAGACCCUGGGUGAGGGUCUGAGGCCGGGCCGGGGAAUCGAAGCCCGCUGUGAGAAGUCCCUCCUUCCCGGAUGGAGCCGUGGGCUCGGCUCUGAGACCUACACCUGGUUCUUGCGUCUUUCGCUGUCAACUUGAACUUUCUGGAGAUGGGACGGAUAUGGGGCCUUUCAUUCUAGAACCUUCCUGCUGAGAAGCCAUAGUAAACCAAGCUGUUCGCAUCUGGCGGGUGUGGCCUUUUCUCCCAGGGGGCUCCCCAAACUUUGCCCUUAGCAGUGCCCUCCGACUGAGCAGAAGGCCUUGCAAAUGAGCUUCUAAAAGAAAAAUGUGUGUCCAGACUACGCAGAGGGGCGGCGGCCUGACCUGGACAUAGUCGUGAUCGAUUUUCCUCCUGAAAGGCCAGUUUUUCGUAAGCUGCUCAGGUACAUUGUGGGGUCUCCCUAGCCGGUGGGGUAGAAACCGGGGAGGGGAGGCUCCUCAGAUAUCCUGACAAUAAAACCAAAGAGUUCGGUCGGUCCUGCUCCUUCCAUCUGUUCUGGAAUUUCUUUUGAUAAAAAAGCAACUGAGUACCUCACUAAUAACAGGUCUGUUGGUGUUUGUACCUCGAGCCCCGUCGUCUGGCUGUCAGGCUUGGAUUUUGUUGGUGGACGCCCUGUGCCCUGGGUCUCUUGUCGUCAGAGGGCAGGUGACAAGCAGGGGCCCGUUCACCAGGAGGGCACGCUCACACAGGGCAAGGCAGGGUCCCAGCCCAGGCGCUCGGCCCGCUGGAGGGUGCGGCCCUGCCAGUGGGCUUCUCACUGGGAGGAUCUCCGCACACAAACCUGUUGAGGGGUCGCCGCAGCUAGGACCACCGGACCUGGGAACCCCAGGCCUGGGACACACACGGAGCUGGUUUUACCAGCUUACAGGGUUCUUCCACGCAACAGAAAUAAGGAUUCGGGACAAGUUUCUCUGUAAGUGAAGAUGAGUCAGGGCCCCAGAAGGUGCUGGAAGGAAGAGGUAAAAGGAUGGGGGUCCGUGGUGUCAACAUGGCUUCCGUGGCCGGGAAGCCUCCGUGGCCGGGACCGUGGCUCUGCGGCAGGUCGUGGCUGUCGCACCUCUCCCGGAGCGUGUCUCGAUGUGAUUUUUGUCGGGACAAAUGAACUCUUAGGAGUUGAAUUGUUGAAUUAAAAGAUGCUUCUUAGAUGAUGACCGACAA